This is a messenger RNA of Salvia hispanica, 984 nucleotides long. RefSeq names its product RAB GTPase homolog 1C (gene RAB1C). Lineage: Eukaryota; Viridiplantae; Streptophyta; Magnoliopsida; Lamiales; Lamiaceae. Gene Ontology annotation, molecular function: GTP binding; GTPase activity. The record is from RefSeq and is a predicted model, not a curated record.
CUUGUAUGGUUGCCACGUCAUGGCUCCCUCAACCUGCAGUUGCGACAUUUUAGGAUUUCCUUGUUCCUCAUUCUCUACCUUCUCUCUCAAUUUCCCUCUUUAUAGAACCGUUGCCGCGAAAAUUGAAAUUUUCCAUUAAUUCUCACUCUCCGAUCAUCUUCUUCGCAUCACUAUUGCCGGCCAUGAAUCCAGAAUACGACUACCUAUUUAAGCUUUUGCUCAUUGGAGAUUCCGGUGUUGGGAAAUCAUGUCUUCUUCUUAGGUUUGCUGAUGACUCAUAUCUUGAGAGUUACAUUAGUACCAUUGGUGUAGACUUUAAAAUCCGUACAGUGGAGCAGGAUGGCAAAACGAUUAAGCUGCAAAUAUGGGAUACCGCUGGACAGGAGCGGUUUAGGACAAUUACUAGCAGUUACUAUCGCGGUGCUCAUGGUAUCAUUGUAGUUUAUGAUGUAACUGAUCAAGAGAGUUUCAACAAUGUGAAGCAAUGGUUGAAUGAAAUUGAUCGAUAUGCAAGUGACAAUGUUAAUAAGCUUCUUGUUGGAAACAAGAGUGAUCUCACUUCCCAGAAAGUUGUCUCUACUGAGACAGCCCAGGCAUUUGCUGACGAAAUUGGGAUACCUUUCAUGGAAACAAGUGCUAAGAAUGCUACUAAUGUAGAACAGGCUUUCAUGGCUAUGUCUGCUUCUAUCAAGAACAGGAUGGCAAGCCAACCAGCGAUGAAUAAUGUCCGACCUCCAAGCGUGCAGAUUAGAGGACAGCCUGUUAACCAGAAAACUGGCUGCUGCUCCAACUGAAACCAAAAGCCGUGCGUUUGGCUGACAUCAAUUUGUCAAUCAGGGCAUGUAAAAUCGGAGCUCUAUCUAGCUAGGGGUUUAAGAGGACGAUUUCAUAAUUCAUUGUCUCUUUUAUCUUGACAGACUUCUAUGCUCGAAUAUCCAUUCUUUUUGAAUUUAUUUCAUCAGUUGAAAAGGAACGUUGUACAAA